Molecule: messenger RNA, 834 nt
Organism: Aspergillus mulundensis
Lineage: Eukaryota; Fungi; Ascomycota; Eurotiomycetes; Eurotiales; Aspergillaceae
Gene: midA
Product: putative cell wall protein
Exons: 1
Coding region: 1-834 (277 amino acids)
Source: RefSeq, a predicted model, not a curated record
AUGCGCGUUACUGCUCUCCCGUUCUUUCUCUACUCCCUGUCCCUUGUGGCUGUGGUAGCAGGCCAGAGCACCCAGGUAACAGAUGCCGUUACGAGCAUCACCGACGCUGUUACAACGCCCACCGAGACAUCCUCGUCAGACACCGAAUCUGACACUGAGACCUCUACAUCUGAGGAUACUUCGACCGCGACGAGCACCACAGAGCCAACCACAACUUCGACUUCAACAAGCUCGUCCGAGACCGAUGACACCAGUACCACCACUACCUCCUCAUCCUCAUCCACAACCACCUCGGACCCUGAACCUACUGCAACGACCACUAACUCCGACUCUGACCCCACAUCCACCACAUCAUCUACCGACUCGGACACCACUACUACGAGCUCUUCGGACGAUGAUACCUCAACUACACGCACUCCCGUUUACUCCACUACCGUCGUCACCACCACACAAACGAUCGAUGGAACUCCGGUUGCUACCACGUAUACUAGCACAGCAACUACGUCAAGUGAAUCCACAGAGUCUCCUGGCUUGAGCGGAUCUUCUGAUGAUUCCGACUCUGGUCUGGACUCCAACCAGAAGAAGAUCAUCAUUGGUGUUGUCGUUGGUGUCGGUGGUGCCAUCUUGAUCGGUGCGAUUGGAGUGGUUGCCUGGAGAAUCCGUGCGCGUAGACGGGCUGCUGCAGAUGACGAUGCUGCCGAUCUCAUGAGCGGGACUGCGGUCGGCUCUGGUGUUCGUGAGAAGGCCCCAAGCCCUUCCGGUGGCACGCCCUUCCGGUCUACGCUCGACCAGUACCACAACCCUGGCCCUGUCAAUGCUGCGUCGAACUUUUAA